ACACGACUUCGUUGCAAGCUCCAUCCGCUUCCUUUCUGUCGUAUACACGCGAAGACGACGGUUUAGUGUCUAGAAGUUUUGUUAAAAAAAGUUAUGGGUUUCCAAAAUAUCUGGUACUCUCAUCCCCGUAAAUACGGCCAAGGAUCCAGAUCGUGUCGAGCUUGCUCAAACAGGCACGGUCUGAUAAGGAAAUAUGGACUCAACCUGUGCCGUCAGUGUUUCAGGGAGUAUGCUGGUGACAUUGGUUUUAAAAAGCUUGACUAGGAAGUCCUUGUAUGGUUUGCUGAGAUGCAGUGACAAAAUAAGUUUUGUAUUUAGUAAUUUAAGUCCAACUGACAUUGUUCUUCAGUAAACAAAUUAACUAAA
Aethina tumida (small hive beetle) is the source of this 366-nucleotide messenger RNA. It is a transcript of the gene RpS29, whose product is annotated as 40S ribosomal protein S29. Gene Ontology annotation, biological process: translation. Lineage: Eukaryota; Metazoa; Arthropoda; Insecta; Coleoptera; Nitidulidae. Gene Ontology annotation, cellular component: cytosolic small ribosomal subunit; ribosome. The record is from RefSeq and is a predicted model, not a curated record. The coding region runs from base 94 to 264 and encodes 56 amino acids. Gene Ontology annotation, molecular function: structural constituent of ribosome; zinc ion binding. The transcript is spliced from 3 exons.